GGUUUUCUGAUUCUUGAUUACUCGUACUACUGUAGAUCGCAUGCGUCCAUCGCCGUUCCUUCGUCGAGUUGUUUCGGAGUAUCGAUAACUUACAAAUUCCGUUUCCCAUUUUACUUCAUGACGUCGAUUAGUGUGCGUAGAAAUCUGCAUCACGGAAUGAACUGUAAUCUUUUCAGUUGUGACUUGUGAGCUAUUAAGCGUAAGGCGAGUUUCGCAUUUCCUCGAUUUUUUCUCAUUUGACUAACAGCAAUAUACAUCAGUUUUGGCAACGCCGGGAUUACUUCAUAAUUAUUAAUUUACCCUCACGUACACCAUUUAUCGAAUCAUGUGCUCCUUAACUACGACCUUAAGUUUUCAUGGUUUCGUUUUGAGCAUACGCCCGCUGUUUUAUAAUGCAAAACAUCUUUAUGUAUGAAUCUUCCGACUUGUGACCUAUAAAUGCAAUGCCGACUUAUGCUUGUUUGAACUUGUAUUGAAUCUAUCGAUUACACUUCCCAUUUUAUACAUUUCUGGAAUCCUUUUGUUCUAUUGGAAAUAAUAAUUUGGAAAGUGUGUACACUAAUGUCGACGAUGGAGCAAAUGGACUGCGACAACAAGAGAAACAGCUACAGUUUGCAUUUAGCCGACGAAAGCUCUUCUGCAAAAGAUCGGAGUUGUGGGCUCGGACAGCGGCACUUUGUGGCGAUUAUGGGAUUGUUGGGGAUUUUCAACAUUUACACGAUGCGCAUCAACCUUUCCAUGGCCAUUGUAGCAAUGGUUUCCACAAACACACCGGUGCUGCCAACAUCAAGCAGCUUGAACUUGCUGGAUAACCUUAACAACACCUUUCACCAUAAUCAAACCAUCUUGAAUUCGACGUCGUCGGUAGUUGAUCUGGAUGUUUGUCCGUAUCCGGAAUCACUCAUCGCCGAUGAUCCGCAAAAGCAGAAUUCAAGUUCGUCCACUCACACAGGUGCAGAGUUUGAUUGGGAUUCGGGGACACAAGGCCAGCUGCUGGGAUCGUACUUUUACGGCUACAUCGCCACGCAGCUGCUGGGCGGCUGGCUGGCCAAGCAGUACGGCGGAAAAAUGCAGUUCGGCGUGGGUAUCCUCCUCUGCAGCGUCCUAGCGCUGCUCUCACCUGUCGCCGCCCACGUUCACUACGGCCUUCUCAUGGCCAUCCGCAUCGGCCAAGGAUUAACCACUGGAUUCUGCUAUCCUGCGCUGCAGCAAAUGUUGGCGCACUGGAGUCCGGCGUACGAGCGGACGAAGCUUUCUACGUGGGCUAAUGCCGGAGCUCCCAUUGGAAACGUCGUAGUGUUCCUGGCAUCGGGUUUCCUGGCGCACAAUUUCGGCUGGGAGAGCGUCUUCUACGUUUUCGGAGGGAUCGGCGCUGUGUGGUGGGUCUUCUGGCAGUUCCUGAUUUACGACAGUCCCUUCAAGCAUCCGCGCAUCUCCCGCCACGAACUAAGCCUCAUCAGCGGCUCCAAGGAGAAAAUAGACCCCGCCCAGCACUCCCAAGCCAUCCGACAGCGGCGGGUGCCAUGGGUGCAGCUGGUGACCUCCCUGCCGGUGUGGGCCAUGAUGCUGUCGCAUUUUGGACAAAACUGGGGCAACUACACCCUUUUAACUAACCUGCCGACGUACAUGAAGAAUAUUCUGCAUUUCAAUUUGUCUGCCAAUGGACUCUUUUCGGCACUGCCCUAUGUGGCGCUCUGGCUGGUGUCCAUAUCAUCCGGAUACUGCGCAGAUCUGCUGCGCGAGAACCACUACAUGUCGACGACGAACGUGCGGAAACUGUUCAACACCAUCGGAAAUUUGAUCCCGGCGGUGGCGCUGGUGGCUGUCGGUUACGUGGGUUGCGAUUCGCUGACGGUGGUGGUUCUGCUGACACUGUCCACCGGCAUGAGCGGAUGCACGCAGUGCAGCUACCAGGUCAACAGCAUCGAUUUGUCCCCGAUAUUCGCCUCCAUGAUCUUCGGUAUCUCCAACACGCUGGCUAAUGUGCCGGGAAUCAUCUCUCCCUACACUGUGGGACUGAUCACCAGCGGCGAGGAUGGACAUACGAUUUCGAAUUGGCGUUUGAUCUUCUAUAUUUCCGGUGUGAUCCGCUUGGGAACGAUGCUGUUUUAUUUGAUCUUCGCGUCCGGCGAGACGCAGGCGUGGAAUGCCGAGAGCGAUGAACCUGUCGGGCAUCAAUGAUGCGAUUUGCUGAAUUUUAAUUAUUUUUUAAAACUCUAGUUGAGAUAAUUGUGAUGGAUGCAUCAUGUUGCACUAUAUAAAAUCGCGGUAAAUUAAAUAAAACUACUUAGCUUACAAGAAAAGGAAACAAAAAACAUUCGGG
Messenger RNA from Paramacrobiotus metropolitanus, 2323 nucleotides. RefSeq names its product sialin-like. Lineage: Eukaryota; Metazoa; Tardigrada; Eutardigrada; Parachela; Macrobiotidae. Bases 562 to 2181 code for a protein of 539 amino acids. The transcript is spliced from 7 exons. Gene Ontology annotation, molecular function: transmembrane transporter activity. Gene Ontology annotation, biological process: monoatomic anion transport; transmembrane transport. The record is from RefSeq and is a predicted model, not a curated record.